Trematomus bernacchii (emerald rockcod) is the source of this 3167-nucleotide messenger RNA. It is a transcript of the gene dyrk2, whose product is annotated as dual-specificity tyrosine-(Y)-phosphorylation regulated kinase 2. Gene Ontology annotation, molecular function: ATP binding; protein serine/threonine/tyrosine kinase activity; protein serine/threonine kinase activity. The transcript is spliced from 7 exons. Gene Ontology annotation, cellular component: nucleus. Lineage: Eukaryota; Metazoa; Chordata; Actinopteri; Perciformes; Nototheniidae. Bases 87 to 1835 code for a protein of 582 amino acids. Gene Ontology annotation, biological process: peptidyl-threonine phosphorylation; peptidyl-serine phosphorylation. The record is from RefSeq and is a predicted model, not a curated record.
GAGGGGGAAGAGGAGGAGCUGCUGGAGGAAGAGGAGGAGGAAUCCUGUCCGUCUGAGUCCAGAGGAGAGGGAUAGGAGCGGCCGCCAUGUUAACCAAGAAGCCCGGAACCUCGGUCCUCCCGACGGGCAAAGUGGGCGAGCCGGUCUACUCUCCGGGUCUCAGCGGCUCUCAGACAGCGUCUCCUGUCGCUCUGCCGAGACUCCGAAACCACAACCUGACGGGAGGCUCUAAAGCUGGGAUGUCGGAGGCUCUGUCCUCUCAGGCGUCUCAUCUUCACGAGGAGAACAGCAACAAGCGAGCGGUUCUGACCUCUCAACCCAACGGUCUGAACCCUGUCGGCUCCUCGAGGCCCGGAGAGCGUCCCGAUCGAUCCGAUAGACCCGAUAGAUCCGACCCCCGGUUGGGCAGCGCCGCCUCCAACAAGUCAGCUGACGGGAAGCUGAAGCUCUCCGCUGCGCUGACCCCAGAUCAGGCCAUGAAGCAGUUUAUGGCCAAGAUGUCGACCCUGGAGCACCACGAGGUGUUCAGCUACCCCGAAGUGUAUUUCGUGGGUCCGAACGCGAAGAAGAGGUCGGGGGUUUUGGGCGGAGCCAACAACGGCGGCUACGACGACGAUCAGGGAUCCUACAUCCACGUUCCCCACGACCACAUCUCGUACCGCUACGAAGUCCUGAAGGUCAUCGGCAAGGGCAGCUUCGGACAGGUGGUGAAGGCCUUCGAUCACAAGUCUCAGUCCCACGUGGCUCUGAAGAUGGUCAGAAACGAGAAGCGUUUCCACCGGCAGGCGGCGGAGGAGAUCCGGAUCCUGGAGCACCUGAGGAAGCAGGACAAGGACUCCAGCAUGAACGUGAUCCACAUGCUGGAGAACUUCACCUUCAGGAGCCACAUCUGCAUGACCUUCGAGCUGCUCAGCAUGAACCUGUACGAGCUCAUCAAGAAGAACAAGUUCCAGGGCUUCAGCCUCCCGCUGGUCAGGAAGUUCGCCCACUCCAUCCUGCAGUGUCUGGACGCGCUGCACAAGAACCGCAUCAUCCACUGCGACCUGAAGCCGGAGAACAUCCUGCUGAAGCAGCAGGGCCGCAGCGGCAUCAAGGUCAUAGAUUUUGGAUCGAGCUGUUACGAGCACCAGAGGGUUUACACCUACAUCCAGUCCCGGUUCUACAGAGCGCCAGAGGUCAUUCUGGGCUCUCGGUACGGGAUGCCGAUCGACAUGUGGUCUCUGGGCUGCAUCCUGUCGGAGCUGCUGACGGGUUACCCUCUGCUGCCGGGCGAGGACGAGUCCGACCAGCUGUCCUGCAUCAUGGAGCUGCUCGGCAUGCCGGCGCAGAAGCUCCUGGACGCCUCCAAGAGGGCCAAGAACUUCGUCUCCUCCAAAGGUUUCCCGCGAUACUGCACCGUCACCACGCUGCCCGACGGCACCACGGUUCUCAACGCGGGGCGAUCGAGGCGAGGAAAAGUCAGAGGAACGCCGGGAAGCAAAGAGUUCAGCACGGCGUUAAAAGGAUGUGACGACCCGUUGUUUCUUGACUUCCUGAAACAGUGUCUUGAGUGGGAUCCGGCGCUCAGAAUGACUCCGAGUCAAGCGUUGAGGCAUCCGUGGCUCAGGAGAAGACUCCCGAAACCACCGACAACAACGACGACGACGGGGAUUUCUGAUAAAACGCCUGUCGGGAAAAGCGCCAUAACCUCCAUUUCCAAACUCGCUACAACAACCACUUCCUCCACCACCGUCUCCGUCUCCUCCUCCUCCAAAACCAGGACUAAUUUGGCGGCGAUUACCGACGCCAACGGGAACAUUCAGCCGAGAACGGUGCUGCCGAAACUGGUCAGCUGAGAGUGAACGCACCCCGAGGGAUUGAAAUAAAAAAAGUCCAGUUUUUUUGGAGGAGUUUCUCUAAACGCUGGAGACUAAGCGUCGUCUGGGUUUUUGGCUGCGAUGUGAAGCCUGGAGGAUAAACUGGGGUGCGUUCAGAACAAAGAAAAGACACAUUGUGAGCGAGCAGCGAAACAGGAAGUGACCACACGACAAUCACUCUGUAGCUCCAAACACAUCACAACACAUGGUGCUGACGAGGGAACAAGGCUUUUUUAAUGUUUUUAACACAGAAUCUAUUUAGUGAGCUGAUUAAUCGACACCAAAAACUACUUUUUAACCUCUUAGUCUUACAAGGUCAUAUCUGCGGACAGUAAUAUUUAACGUGCUUUACUUACAUAAACGUCUGAUAUUUCCUUGUAAAACUAAAAUAAUCUUUGUCUCGUCAUAUCUUUAUGAAAUCCUCUUUUGUUACGCUUCAGUUUGGGGCAUUUGUUACUACUUUUAACUUAAAAAAAUACACAAUUAAAUCCAAACUGAAGCAUCUACCUGUUAGCUGGCUAACGAUCUUAGCUAGCUGUGUUAGCGUGCUAGUUUUGUGCCUGUCAGCUGGCUAAUAACCACGGGUUAGUUGUUAGACAGCUUUAUAUUUGUGUUUAGGUGUCACUUUAAUACCUUUUUACGAACUUUUAAAUCAGUCAGCUAGCUCCAGCUGGCUCACUGUUUGCCUUGUUUGGCAGUCUGGUGGCUAGCCUUAGCCUUUUGUUAGCCAUAGCCUGUUAGCUCUCCACCUGCCUCCGCCUUACGAAGCACAGAUUAUUUUAUGUCGUUUUAUUUUCUGAAGGUUAGCAGAAAGAGAGAAGACACAGUAUGUUGAGGUGAAGUAUUUUGUCUUUGAUUAUCAAAUCUGAUUAUUCAAGGAGGCAAAAUGGCUGAAGGAGGAGAAAAAGUUAAGUUUUAAAUAACGUUAAAAUCUAAAGGGCUCUGAUACAAAAAAACAACAACAACCGAAGUCUGGAUGAUAAACCUGUGGCUGGAGAACGACCUGAGAUUUAAAUUAGAUAAACAAAGUGAAUUAUUCCUGAUCCAGGAAAUGUAUAUUAAUAUAUUUAACCAGUCAUGAAAGCAAUGAUAAAGACAAGGCAUUGUGGGUUUAAAAAUACAAAAUGAAGGAGCCGGGCGAAGUGUUGAGAAUAUAAAACUAAGAUAUGGUUUAAAAUGUUUAUAUUUAACAUUAAAAAAAAACAAGAAACAUGCCAAGUUUCUUGUUUUUAUAAGCGGGAAAAUUAUUUUAUAAUUCUCUGAAAUUAUAUAAAAUGUUCGUGGUAAAGUUACCUAUUUAAAAAAAAAAAA